Symbiodinium sp. CCMP2592 is the source of this 1329-nucleotide messenger RNA. The record is from the annotation of a GenBank genome assembly. Lineage: Eukaryota; Dinophyceae; Suessiales; Symbiodiniaceae.
AUGGCUGAGAGCGCGGGCUACGACAAGGUCCCAGACGAGUGGAUUCGCCCGAAGUCGUGGCCACCGAGGAGAAGCCCAGAUGCACCUCACGUCGUCCUCUCCACGAAGUUCCAAGAGCCAUGGAAGACAAUCUCGAUCGGAAUCAAAGAGAUCCUCGAGGAACUGGGCUGCACCGUGUACAAUCCCAAUACCGACAACAAGGAAGUGUGGAAGGAGGAAGCCGACUCCCGCUGGCUCCUCACUUUCCAGGAGAACUUGGAUCGCAUCGAGAAGAGCAAAAGGGGCUUCGUGCUCCAGAUCCAGCAGGGUGUGAUCCGGGAGAAAUCGUAUAUGCAGAUCUCGGAGGAGAAGAUGGGGAAGAAGUGGCAAGUCCCCCGCAUGGGCCUCUUCGCCUUUGCGACCACCAAAAUUCGAGGAGGCGGCACCCGGUGCGAGGAGAAGCUGGCCCUAGCAGUCAAGAAGGCCACGGAGCAGUGGGAGCAAGGCGUCAAGGACGAUGUGCAGAUGGUCUCAGAGUGGCACGAACCGAUCGCGGGAGACCGCGAGCUGCCCCUCAACGACAAGGGCCGAAUCGACGGCCGGGCGCGGUGCACGUGGCCGAGCGGCAAUGUGCACGAGGGAGACUACGAGAAUGGCCUGAGGCAUGGCACGGGGACGAACACGUCUGCGGGCGGCGACGUCUACGUCGGGGAGUACAAGGACGACAAGAAGAACGGCAUGGGGACGCACACAUAUGCGGACGGCGACGUCUACGUCGGGGAGUUCAAGGACGGCCAGAAGAACGGCACCGGGACGCACACAUAUGCGGACGGCGACGUCUACGUCGGGGAGUGGAAGGACGGCAAGAAGAACGGCACCGGGACGCACACAUAUGCGGACGGCGACGUCUACGUCGGGGAGUGGAAGGACAGCGAGCAGAACGGCACCGGGACGCACACAUAUGCGGACGGCGACGUCUACGUCGGGGAGUGGAAGGACGGCGAGGAGAACGGCACCGGGACGCACACAUACGCGGACGGCGAGGUCUACGUCGGGGAGUGGAAGGACGGCGAGGAGAACGGCACCGGGACGCACACAUACGCGGACGGCGAGGUCUACGUCGGGGAGUGGAAGGACGGCGAGAAGAACGGCAAGGGAAUGUACACGUAUGCGGGCGGCGAGGUGGAGGUGGGCUUCUACGAGGAGGGCGAGGACAAGGGCCGCGGUGUGAGGCUCAGCGCGGACGGCAAGACGGCUUGGCUCUGCAUGGAUGGCGAAGAAGAGCGCGAGGUCUCCGUCGCCGAGGCUCGGAAGCUGGCCGAGGAGCUCGGGCUGCCGCCCCUUCCCUGA